UAGAAGGGCAUCGAACAGUGGAACAGCCGAUGGUGAAAUGACACGUUGACCUUCAAUGACUCCGUUUAGAGCUCGAUUUCCUGAUGUGGUCAUCGAGCCUGGAACGGGAAGAGGUCACAGUAUCGAUCCCCUCGGGCUGUGUAUAUAAAGUGCUGACUCCGCUCAUUCCUCAGUCUGCGGCUCUGCACAGAGACAAGCGGUCCUCUCCAGUCCAACAUGUCCCAGUCAGUCCUCGACACGAUGCCCGGAGCCUCGACGGGGACCGUGAGCGUUACAGACCACCUGAACUUCUGGGAUGGGAAACGCGUGAAACCCAGGCAGGAGAUCAACGCUGAGCCAGUGUUCGAACCUGCGACCGGCCGUGUCUUGUGUCAGAUGGUGCCCUGCGGGGCUGAGGAGGUGGACGAGGCCAUCAAGAGUGCGCACGCUGCCUAUCUGAAGUGGAGCAAGAUGGCAGGCAUGGAGAGGGCACGGGUGAUGCUUGAGGCCGCCCGUAUUAUCAGGGAAAGAAGAGAGAAGAUUGCAAAGCUGGAGGUGAUCAACAAUGGCAAGACCAUCACUGAAGCACUGGUGGAUAUUGAUAUUGCCUGGCAGUGCAUUGAAUACUAUGCUGGACUGGCUGGUACACUUGCAGGCCAGCAUAUCCAGCUUCCUGGGGGAGCCUUUGCUUACACCAGGAGGGAGCCCCUUGGCGUGUGCGUGGGAAUCGGUGCGUGGAACUACCCCUUCCAGAUCGCAUCAUGGAAGUCUGCUCCUGCUUUGGCAUGUGGUAAUGCUAUGGUAUUCAAGCCCUCUCCAAUGACUCCCGUGACGGCCGUCAUUCUGGCUGAGAUCUACAAAGAGGCAGGCGUACCUGAUGGGCUUUUCUGUGUGGUGCAAGGCGGAGCUGAGACCGGCACCUUGCUCUGCCACCACCCGAUGGUUGCCAAAGUCUCCUUCACUGGCAGUGUGCCAACAGGCAAAAAGGUCAUGGAAAUGUCUUCUAAGGGGGUGAAGCAGGUGACUCUGGAGCUUGGAGGGAAAUCUCCACUCAUUAUUUUCAAAGACUGUGAGCUGGAGAAUGCAGUGAAGGGAGCGCUCAUGGCAAACUUCCUCACACAGGGACAGGUUUGCUGCAAUGGAACCCGAGUGUAUGUACAGAGAGAGAUUAUGACCAAGUUCUUGGAGGAAGUGGUGAAAAGGACCAAGGCCAUCCGUCUGGGUGACCCUCUGCUGGAUGAAACUCGUAUGGGAGCCCUUAUCAGCAAGCCGCAGCUGGAGAAAGUGCUGGGAUUUGUUAGCGAGGCCAAGAAGCAGGGCGCCACAGUUCUUUGUGGAGGAGAACCUUUUGUCCCCAGUGACCCCAAACUAAAAGGAGGCUACUUCAUGUCACCCUGUGUUCUUGAUAACUGCAGAGAUGAUAUGACCUGUGUGAAGGAGGAGAUUUUUGGGCCCGUCAUGUCGGUCUUGCCUUUCGACACAGAGGAAGAAGUACUCAGGCGAGCCAACAACACCACCUUCGGAUUGGCCUCUGGAGUCUUCACCAGGGAUAUCUCUCGAGCCCAUCGUGUAGCUGCGAACCUGGAGGCAGGAACCUGUUUUAUCAACAACUACAACAUCAGCCCUGUGGAAGUGCCAUUUGGUGGAUACAAGAUGUCAGGCUUUGGCAGAGAGAAUGGCCAGGUGACGAUCGAGUACUACUCCCAGCUGAAGACCGUGGUGGUGGAAAUGGGUGACGUCGAGAGCCUCUUUUAAACUUUCCUCGCUGAUUUGUAGCUGCUUUGCUGGAACUGGGACUAACACUCCUCACUUCUCCCUUAAGUCAUGUACUAGGCACCAGAAAUGUACACUUCUUUUUUGAGGCAUGUUACUAUGAAACAAACAUCUACUUCUUCCCUGUUCACGGUCAGCUCUCAACUAUUACCCAACAACUAACACUGAUUUAGUUUUGACCAAAUAAACUGAGACAAUAUUGAAUUAAUGCACUAUUUUAAAAUGACAUACUGGUGUGUAUGUGGAAGAAGAACCAAGAGCCUUAAUGAGAAACUGAUUAGCAUUAGCAUCUAAUCAGCAUUAGAAGAAAAUAACUGCCAAUCACAGCAGGUGUCAGAUUUUCUACUGUUUGCUAAACUGCAACACUUUGACAGCUUUUGUAUCAAAAUAAAAUCUUUUGGGUAAAAA
This is a messenger RNA of Paralichthys olivaceus (Japanese flounder), 2160 nucleotides long. RefSeq names its product aldehyde dehydrogenase 9 family, member A1a, tandem duplicate 1 (gene aldh9a1a.1). NCBI's taxonomy places the organism in Eukaryota, Metazoa, Chordata, Actinopteri, Pleuronectiformes, Paralichthyidae. Gene Ontology annotation, molecular function: aminobutyraldehyde dehydrogenase (NAD+) activity; 4-trimethylammoniobutyraldehyde dehydrogenase (NAD+) activity. The record is from RefSeq and is a predicted model, not a curated record.